AUGUAUUGUAUAAGCUUCCGAUUGUACCAAUUGUCUGGCCAAUGUGUUCAUCUCAGCAAACAAACCUCCAAGGUGAUUAAGAUCGUUGCUCGUAAACGAAUUGAUAAACGAGGUGAAAGUUUAACUGUCGCCAUUCGUGACAUACUUCGGGAAGUUUAUCCAGAUAAAUAUAUUUCCAUGGGUGGAUUGUUUUUGGUUCGUCAGGGGAAAAUUUAUAUCCACGUUAUGCCCAAUGAUUUCUCGAAGACUCCAUGUGACACCGCUGAAAAAGCCGAUGAAUGGCUACACUUUUUCGAGGCUUCAGCGCCGAUCGUUGGUCUAACUACUCUUCACUCAAAAGAUCCUGGUUUCAAUCUGAGAGAUGAACACACUCAUUGUAUCGGUAAAGGUGAAGGUGGACAUUAUCAUCACGAUACAACACCGGACACCAUUGAAUAUGAGGCUUACCUUAAUGUCGCUCAGAAAAUAGUUCGAGUUGAUCAACCCUUUCAUGGAAAUGAACUGCUCAAAGUUAAAUCACAAUCAGCUCAUUAA
Panonychus citri (citrus red mite) is the source of this 534-nucleotide messenger RNA. Its product is annotated as ester hydrolase C11orf54 homolog. Gene Ontology annotation, cellular component: nucleus. Gene Ontology annotation, molecular function: zinc ion binding; hydrolase activity, acting on ester bonds. Lineage: Eukaryota; Metazoa; Arthropoda; Arachnida; Trombidiformes; Tetranychidae. The transcript has a single exon. Bases 1 to 534 code for a protein of 177 amino acids. The record is from RefSeq and is a predicted model, not a curated record.